AUGGACCAGCGUGCUCUAUGGGUAUGGGUGAACGAGAUUCUCCUGGACUCGAGCAAUGAGGCGCUCGUCCUCGACUGUUGCGUCAUGCUCGUGGAUCGCUUCGGAGGCGCAGCUUCCACCCAGCUAGGCGCCGCCAUCGAGCUCGACGAAAUUCACGGUGGUGCGGGGGUUUUGUUCGCGAAGAGUUAUCACGGGGAACUCGGUCUUUGGACCACAUUGCUUCCAGUGGCUGUCGAGCGAGCUCGGCAAACCUACGCUCACGCCGCCGACUGCACCCACGUGGGGGCCGAACCGCCUUUGUCUCUUUGCGGCUGCGGCAAGGCCAAGGACCUUCCUUUGCCGUUCGUGGAACGCAUGAAGAAGUCGGUCAAUGCUGUGGGAGCGAGACUGCCUCUACAUUCGCUGUUCUACAGAGCAGCGCUCUCCCCGCUGUACCUUCCACUCGAGAAGCACCCUAUGAUGCUGAACGAGAAGAAAGCGCCCAAGGCGCCCCACACAUCAUCGUGUGCCAAAUGCGGGAAGGCAGGAAACUUCUUGCGGUGCGCGCGAUGCCGCCGUGUCGUCUACUGUUCCAAGAAAUGCCAACGCGAAGACUGGAAGACCCACAAGUCUGGCUGCGGCUGA
Ectocarpus siliculosus is the source of this 624-nucleotide messenger RNA. NCBI's taxonomy places the organism in Eukaryota, Phaeophyceae, Ectocarpales, Ectocarpaceae. The record is from the annotation of a GenBank genome assembly.